UACUGCGUUGUUCUUGCCUCCUUGGUGCACUUUUCCUGGAUUUCAGCUUUCCUUUGGAUGGCGACAUUGUCUGUAAACGCUGCCAAAACCUUUGGUGGGAGAAAUCUUCGUCCACGGGCUUUAGGCCGACAUCACAGCUGCUACCGUCUGCUGACUAUCAUGACAGUCGUCUGGGGUAGUGCUUUCGUUAUCGUGGCAGUUUGUCUGGUGUUGAAUUUCUGCAACUGCACCCACCUUCCAGUGAUAUACAGCAAGACCUCACCCUGUGCGUUCACUGGUCCUGGCGUUCGUCUACUUGCCUUUGGCGUUCCUGUUGCAGCUUCGCUGUUGGUAAGCACGGGCAGUUUCCUCUUCGUCAUCUUAAGCGUCAGAAAGUCCAAGAAAGACAGCAAGAUGGUUCGGGCUCGGGAAUCUAUGAAGGAAUUGCAGGACCAGGUGAAAAUCUACGGCAAGCUUGCGAUACUGUUUGGGAUAACAUGGAUUCUGUCCUUCACGGUAGGAAUAGUGGGUCACGUGGCCUUGAAAUACAUCGACGCCAUUGUCAACCCGCUGCAGGGUGUGUUUAUCUUUGCGGCUUUCUGCUUGAACCAACGCGUGAGGGCAAUGUGGAGGGGUUGGCUUGGCAAAAGGACGAAACAGGAAGGCAGGCAAUUCCCUGUCCCAAAAGGAUCAACAACGAAUUUGUCUACAAUCAGUUCUUCAGCUGGAAAUACAAAACUCUGAACUAACUGAAAUUAAUAAAUUGUGUUUCACUCGGUAAUUUUUAUCGACAUAUGAGAGCAUAUAAAAAUGUAGCGCUGCGAAAGUCCUGCAUUAAUAGACAUUUUUGGUCUUCUUGCGCGUAAUGUAAAACAUCUUUCUGCUUGCUGUACUUAUCUGUUUGAUUUAUUGAGGUUCAGAUCAAGACAGAUAAUAAGUACUGCAAUUUCAAAGCUAAAUGUUGUUUGGGUUGACAGGGUGUUGCUAUUUUCGAGGCCCUUCAAAGCUCACAUUUAAGUGAAAGAAACGACUUGCGGCUUUCACUUUUUUGCCGGUCAAUUUAAACAAUUUAAACACCAAACAACUCGUUAACAAAUUAUCUUUCCUGUAAUGUAGAAUUUAUAUGAUUGGAUAAGGAUUACUAUCUAAUUAGUCCUAAUAGCAGUGCGUGCUAUAACCUCAAUGAUGUGUGCGAGUGGAGGGAUACACCCAUACUCGGGCGCGGCUGAAAAGUUAAAUUAAGCAGUCCAUACCCAUAAAUAUUUAAACAUUUCCAUAUGAUUCAUAUGUAGCAUCUAUGACAAUCAUU
Messenger RNA from Acanthaster planci (crown-of-thorns starfish), 1288 nucleotides. RefSeq lists its product as uncharacterized. Gene Ontology annotation, cellular component: membrane. The record is from RefSeq and is a predicted model, not a curated record. Lineage: Eukaryota; Metazoa; Echinodermata; Asteroidea; Valvatida; Acanthasteridae. Gene Ontology annotation, molecular function: G protein-coupled receptor activity. Gene Ontology annotation, biological process: G protein-coupled receptor signaling pathway; cell surface receptor signaling pathway.